Thyridium curvatum is the source of this 843-nucleotide messenger RNA. RefSeq lists its product as uncharacterized. The transcript is spliced from 4 exons. Gene Ontology annotation, biological process: proteolysis. The record is from RefSeq and is a predicted model, not a curated record. Bases 1 to 843 code for a protein of 280 amino acids. Lineage: Eukaryota; Fungi; Ascomycota; Sordariomycetes; Thyridiales; Thyridiaceae. Gene Ontology annotation, molecular function: peptidase activity.
AUGGUCGACUUUGUCGAGAUCAAUAAUGCCAAGCUGGCGUACCAGCUCUGCGGACCGGACCACGCUCCCUUGAUCAUUACCCUCCAUGGCGGGAGAGGCUUUGGCGAUCACAGGUCUGAUUACAAGGCUUACAGUCCGCUGUGCGACAAGUACCGUGUCCUGUCGUUUGACUAUAGAGGCCACGGCAAGAGCUCACCAACCAAGCCUUACACCUUUGACCAGAUCGUCGACGACAUCGAGGCCAUCCGUGCAAAGUUUGCCGGAUCAGAAAAAGCAAUCAUAUGUGGAGGUAGCUUUGGCGGCUUCCUCGCUCAGCACUACGCGAUCAAGUAUCCGGACAACCUGUCACAUCUCAUCCUCCGGGGUACUGCACCCUCAUAUCACCAGGAGGAAGAUGCUAUCAAGGUCUUGGAGCAAAGAGUUCACAAAGCCCCGAGCUUCUCGGUGGAGAUGCUGAAAGAAAAGGUCUUUGGGGCAUUCCAAAGCGAUCUCGAGUUUCAGUUGGUGCAUCUGGCUAUGAUGCCUCUGUAUAGCGAAAUCUUUGACGCAAACGCCGCGCUCGCAAGCUGUUUAAACAACAUGUACAAUGCGGAGUCUCAUAAUGACCUGUACAAUGAGGAGCAAAAGUACUUUGACUACAGGGAGAAGCUUCCCUUGAUCAAGGCCAAGACACUCGUGGUCGUUGGCUCGGAGGACUGGAUCUGCCCCGUUCAGCACUCCGAAUACAUUGCUGCCAAGAUACCUGGAGCCGAGCUUUUCGUGGUCAAGGAGGCAAACCACAGUGUUCAUUUGGAGAAGAACGCCGAAGUGCUUACCAGGAUCCGGAGCCAUCUAUCAACAUAG